Odocoileus virginianus texanus is the source of this 3784-nucleotide messenger RNA. It is a transcript of the gene STAU1, whose product is annotated as staufen double-stranded RNA binding protein 1. Gene Ontology annotation, cellular component: neuronal cell body; neuron projection; cytoplasmic stress granule. Gene Ontology annotation, molecular function: mRNA binding; double-stranded RNA binding. The record is from RefSeq and is a predicted model, not a curated record. Gene Ontology annotation, biological process: intracellular mRNA localization; protein localization to synapse; anterograde dendritic transport of messenger ribonucleoprotein complex. Lineage: Eukaryota; Metazoa; Chordata; Mammalia; Artiodactyla; Cervidae.
UGCCACUCCGCCUCUCCCCACCCGCCGUCCCUUCGUUCUGCCCCUUCCUCCUUCCUUUUUCCUCCUUCCCCUCUUCGCCGCCGCCCAGGACCGCCGGCCGGGGGACGAGCCCGGGGCAGCAGCCAGGAGUUUCCUAACCACUUAACCUCUCAGAACUGAACCAAAACGACAUUGUUGCUGAAGCACUUGUUUUUAAGGUAGAACUUUAGACUUCAUAGCACUGAAUUAACCUGCACUGAAAGCUGUUUACCUGCAGUUGUUCACUUUUGUUGAAAGUGACCAUGUCUCAAGUUCAAGUGCAAGUUCAGAACCCAUCUGCUGCUCUCUCAGGGAGCCAAAUACUGAACAAGAACCAGUCUCUUCUCUCACAGCCUUUGAUGAGUAUUCCUUCUACUGCUAGCUCUCUGCCCUCUGAAAAUGCAGGUAGACCUAUUCAAAACUCUGCUUUACCCUCUGCAUCUGUUACAUCCACCAGUGCAGCUGCAGUUCCUUCUAACAUGGCACACCCUAAAGAGAAAACCCCAAUGUGUCUUGUGAAUGAGUUAGCCCGUUUCAACAAGAUUCAGCCUGAGUAUAAGCUUUUGCGUGAGCAAGGUCCAGCUCACUGUAAGGUGUUUACAGUGCAGCUCACACUUGGCGAUCAGCACUGGGAAGCUGAAGGAACUAGUAUUAAAAAAGCCCAACACACAGCUGCUGCCAAAGCUUUGGAAGGAACAAAAUUUCCUAAACCUAUAGUCCGCCCUUUUCGUAGCGAAGGAAGAAAUCCAGAAAGCUUAACGCCUACUGUAGAACUAAAUGCACUGUGCAUGAAACUUGGGAAAAAACCAAUGUAUAAGCCUGUCGACCCUUACUCUCGGAUGCAGUCCACCUAUAACUACAACAUGAGAGGAGGUGCUUAUCCCCCAAGGUACUUUUACCCAUUUCCAGUCCCACCUUUACUUUAUCAAGUUGAACUUUCUGUGGGAGGACAGCAAUUUAAUGGGAAGGGAAAGACGAGACAGGCUGCGAAGCACGAUGCUGCUGCGAAAGCCCUGAGGAUCCUGCAGAGUGAGCCCCCCGCCGAGAGGCUGGAGGUAAAUGGAAGAGAGUCAGAAGAAGAAAAUCUCAAUAAAUCUGAAAUAAGUCAAGUGUUUGAGAUUGCACUUAAACGGAACUUGCCUGUGAAUUUUGAGUCUUUCCCUCCAAAACAGGUUGCCCGGGAGAGCGGCCCACCCCACAUGAAGAGCUUUGUGACCAGGGUGUCGGUUGGGGAGUUUGUGGGGGAAGGUGAAGGGAAGAGCAAGAAGAUUUCAAAGAAAAACGCUGCUAUAGCUGUUCUCGAGGAGCUGAAGAAGUUACCACCCCUGCCUACAGUGGAGCGGGUGAAGCCUAGAAUCAAAAAGAAAACAAAAUCCAUAGUCAGGCUACAGAGCGGCCCCGACUAUGGCCAGGGGAUGAACCCGAUCAGCAGGCUGGCCCAGAUCCAGCAGGCGAAGAAGGAGAAGGAGCCGGAGUACGUGCUGCUCGCCGAGCGGGGCCUCCCACGACGCAGGGAGUUUGUCAUGCAGGUGAAGGUGGGAAACCACGCGGCAGAGGGCUCAGGCACCAACAAGAAAGUGGCCAAACGCAACGCAGCCGAAAACAUGCUGGAGAUCCUCGGUUUCAAAGUCCCACAGUCUCAGCCCUCCAAACCAGCCCUCAAGUCGGAGGAGAAGACACCUAUAAAGAAACCAGGGGAUGGAAGAAAAGUAACCUUUUUUGAACCUGGCUCUGGGGAUGAAAAUGGGACUAGCAGUAAAGAGGAUGAGUUUAGGAUGCCUUACCUUAGUCAUCAGCAGCUGCCUGCUGGGAUCCUCCCCAUGGUGCCCGAGGUUGCCCAGGCAGUGGGAGUCAGUCAAGGACACCACACCAAAGAUUUCGCCAGGGUAGCUCCGAACCCUGCCAAGGCCACGGUAACUGCCAUGAUAGCCCGAGAACUCUUGUAUGGGGGCACCUCGCCUACAGCCGAGACCGUUUUAAAGAGUAACGUCUCUUCAGGCCACGCGCCCCACGGACCUCUGACGAGACCCUCUGAGCAGCUGGACUACCUCUCCACAGUCCAGGGCUUCCAGGUUGAAUACAAAGACUUCCCCAAAAACAACAAGAACGAAUUUGUAUCUCUUAUCAACUGCUCCUCUCAGCCGCCCCUGAUCAGCCACGGUAUCGGGAAGGACGUGGAGUCCUGCCACGACAUGGCUGCACUGAACAUUUUAAAGUUGCUGUCUGAGUUGGACCAACAGAAUACAGAGAUGCCAAGGACAGGAAAUGGACCAAUGUCUGUGUGUGGGAGGUGCUGAACUUUACCUGGCCAUGAAUCAUUGAAAAAUCCCAACAUAUAUACUGAAAAUGCUGAAACUGCUUUGAAAAUUUGGAAUUUCUGAUACCUCCAGUGGGCCGAGAGACACGAUGGGUAAAGGCCUGGAGACGGCAGUGGUGAAGACGGCGGGACCCGAGGAGGUGGGGGCUGGGCGGCUCACAGCCACCCCGGCUCCCUUGGGAAACCGCAGGCCCGUGCCCCAGGCACCUGAGUGUUGGUUUUGGUGGGGUUCUUUUGUUUGUUUGUUUUGGGUGUUUUUUAUUUUUUUCUUGCCGUGCGAAAGAAGCAGCAGAAGACACGCCCCUUCUCAGACUGGCUCACUCAGAACACUUGGGGAAACCCUGGACACCGCGCUGCGAGGCCUCCGCCUGCUCCCGGGCUGGGAGCACUGGAGAAAAUCACACACGCUUCCUGCCGGGCCGGAGCUGAGCUGCUCGGCGCACUCCGGCCACACCUCCUGCGGUACCCACACACCACUGCUCUCUGCCAGAAGAGAGAUGUAUUCUUAGUUUCAUUAGUUUCUUUUGAUUGAAAUGACACUAUAUAAAUUUUCAUUUGAGAGUUUCUCAAUUGUAUCUAGUUACAUAGCACAGUUUAGAAACUUGUCUAAGACUGACUUUAUCAGUAAUCUAACCGGCAAAGAUCAUAUCCAUGUGUAUGUGGUUAUACAUUUUUAUUUCAUUGGACUUAAGCCAGGACCAUUUCAGUGAUGCAAAUUGUGUGCCGUCUGGUUUAGCUGAAACAGUCCUGGCCUUGACGAAGUCUCCCACAGUGGUAUAAAUUGGACAACUUAGGAAUUUUAAACUUUAACCGAUCAUUUGGUUCCUUUUCUAUUUUAUUUUUCAUUAAUGCACCAGGAUUUAAAUGAACUUUGAUCUUUGUUUUAAAGAUUAUUAAAUUGUGUGUAUAUAAUACAACUCUUGAGGACACAUAGCUCUCACUACACUACAGGAUAUGGUCUCCAUGUAGCACAUAUACAACUGCAGAUUGAUUUUCCUUGAGUGCUUUAUACUGUUGAUUACAUCUCCAUGGAGGGCUGAAAAGAACGACCCGUUUCUCUCUGUAACUCUGUUGCUUCUGAUGUCGUGUUGCUCUGCACAGACAUGAGCGCGGUGAGGCCCCGCGCAACGGCCCAGACAAGCACGGCAGCCUUGCGAGUUAAGUACUGCUUGGAUUCAUUGUUUACGCUGGAAUUUUUUCUCCCCAUGGAAUGUAAGUAAAACUUAGUGUUUGUCACCAAUAAAUGGUAAUACUAAAUUUUUUUUUUUUUUGUUAAUUUAUUCUCAAAUGCCACUACUACUAGGUUGGUCCCUCCCAACCUGCCCCCAAUCCCUUGUUUAUUUUUAAGAGAAAAACUUUGUAAUGCUUGUGAUUCCAUUUGGGCAAAAUUCUGAAGAUCUGAAAUAACUUUAUAUCAAAACCAUUGAUCAAUAAACAGCUACUAAUGAA